Molecule: messenger RNA, 4332 nt
Organism: Prunus armeniaca (apricot)
Lineage: Eukaryota; Viridiplantae; Streptophyta; Magnoliopsida; Rosales; Rosaceae
Source: the annotation of a GenBank genome assembly
AUGAAGAGGUCCAGAGAAGACGUUUUUAUGACCUCACAACUCAAGCGGCCCAUGGUUUCCUCUCGAGGAGAGCCUUCGGGGCAACCCCAGAUGAUGGGCGGAGCAGCUGCCCAGAAACUAACAACAAGUGAUGCCUUAGCAUAUCUAAAGGCAGUGAAGGAUAUUUUUCAAGACAACAGGGAUAAAUACGAAGAAUUUCUUGAAGUCAUGAAAGACUUUAAGGCCCAAAGAAUUGACACUGCGGGUGUGAUAGAGAGGGUGAAGGAUUUAUUUAAAGGGCAUCGAGAGCUAAUAUUAGGUUUCAAUACCUUCUUGCCAAAGGGAUAUGAAAUCACCCUCCCACUUGAGGAUGAGCAACAGCCUCCUCAAAAGAAGCCUGUUGAAUUUGAAGAAGCUAUCAAUUUCGUGAACAAGAUUAAGACCCGAUUUCAAGGCGAUGACCAUGUUUAUAAAUCUUUUUUAGACAUUCUGAAUAUGUACAGAAAGGAAAACAAGUCCAUCACAGAGGUUUACCAGGAGGUUGCAGCACUUUUCCAAGAGCACUCAGACUUACUUGUGGAGUUUACUCACUUUUUACCUGAUACUUCAGGAACAGCCUCCAUUCACUUUGCUCCAUCGCAUAGAAACGCAAUGCUCCGUGAUAGGAGCUCUGCUAUGCCCCCUAUGCGGCAAAUGCAUGUUGACAAGAAAGAAAGGACCAUGGGUUCUUAUGCUGACCACGAUCUCAGUGUUGACCGUCCUGAUCCUGACCAUGAUAGAGCUCUGAUGAAAGUGGACAAAGAGCAAAGGAGGCGUGGUGAGAAGGAGAAGGAGAGGAGAGAAGAUAGAGAAAGACGAGAACGUGACCGGGAUGAUAGAGAUUUCGACCAUGAUGGCAGUAGGGACUUCAACAUGCAACAUUUUCCCCACAAACGGAAAUCUGCUCGUAGGACUGAAGACUUGGCUACUGAACAAUUGCAUCCAGGUGGGGAAGGCGAUGAAAACUUUGCAGAACAUCUCAUUUCAUCCUCUUAUGAUGAUAAAAAUUCUGCCAAAAGUAUGUAUGGCCAGGAGUUUGCUUACUGUGACAAGGUGAAGGAGAAGUUACGAAAUCCUGAUGAUUACCAGGAAUUUCUGAAGUGCCUCCAUAUUUUUAGCAAGGAAAUUAUUACAAGAUCCGAAUUGCAGUCUCUGGUGGGUGAUUUACUUGGAAGGUAUCCGGAUCUUAUGGAUGGGUUUGAUGAAUUUUUGGCAUGUUGUGAGAAGAAAGAUGGGUUCCUUGCUGGUGUCAUGAGUAAAAAGUCCUUGUGGAAUGAAGGACAUUUACCCAGAUCAGUGAAGGUAGAGGAUAGGGAUAGGGAUAGAGAUCGUGAAAGGGAUGAUGGGGUUAAAGAUAGAGAGCGUGAAACUCGAGAAAGGGAUCGACUUGAGAAAAAUGGUGCCUCUGGAAAUAAAGAAGUCGGAGGCCAGAAGAUUUCUAUAUUUUCCAGCAAGGAUAAAUACUUGGCAAAACCUAUUAAUGAGCUUGACCUCUCUAACUGUGAGCGCUGCACUCCAAGCUAUCGUCUCCUUCCAAAGAAUUAUCCAAUACCUUCUGCUAGCCAAAGAACGGAGCUUGCGUCCGAAGUAUUGAAUGAUCAUUGGGUAUCCGUCACUUCUGGAAGUGAGGAUUACUCUUUUAAACACAUGCGCAAAAACCAGUAUGAAGAAAGCCUGUUUCGUUGUGAGGAUGAUAGGUUUGAACUGGAUAUGUUGUUAGAGUCUGUGAAUGUAACGACCAAGCGUGUUGAAGAACUAUUAGAAAAGAUCAAUAACAAUACGAUCAAGAUGGACAGUCCAAUCCGUAUUGAAGAACACUUCACAGCUUUGAAUCUGAGGUGCAUUGAGCGAUUAUAUGGUGACCAUGGGCUCGAUGUGAUGGAUGUGUUGAGAAAAAAUGGUCCAUUAGCUUUGCCUGUUAUAUUAACCCGUUUGAAGCAAAAGCAAGAAGAGUGGGCAAGGUGUCGUUCUGAUUUUAAUAAAGUUUGGGCUGAUAUAUAUGCCAAGAACUAUCACAAGUCACUUGAUCAUCGUAGCUUCUACUUCAAGCAACAGGACACAAAGAGCUUAAGCACAAAAGCCUUGCUGGCGGAGAUUAAAGAGAUCAGUGAGAAGAAGCGGAAGGAAGAUGACGUUCUUCUCUCAAUUGCUGCUGGAAAUAGACGACCUAUUAUUCCCAAUUUGGAAUUUGAGUACUCUGAUCCUGAAAUCCAUGAAGAUCUGUAUCAACUCAUCAAGUAUUCUUGUGGAGAAGUUUGCACUACCGAGCAAUUGGAUAAAGUUAUGAAGAUAUGGACAACCUUCCUUGAACCAAUGCUUGGCGUUCCUACUCGGCCUCAAGGUGCAGAAGAUACUGAAGAUGUAGUGAAAGCGAAAAAUCAUACUGGGAAAAAUGGUAGUGUGAGUGCGGGAGACACUGAUGGCAGUCCUGGUGGCGGUGCUACUGCAACGAAUUCCAAACAGUUAAAUUCGUCAAGAAAUGGAGAUGAAAGCAUUCAACCUGAACAGUCAAGCUCUUGCAGGACUUGGGCAGUAAAUGGGGCUAAUGGGGUUAAAGAUGAAAGUUCCCUUGACAUUGAUCGUGCUGCGUGUAAAGGUGAUACUUUCUGCAAUACCUCUCAACAAGGUAAAGUGCAGAGUAAUGCAUCUACAGCCGAUGAAACGUCUGGAGUUAGCAAACAAGACAAUUCCAAUGAAAGAUUAGUCAAUUCUAAUUUAUCCCCCCCUGGGUUGGAGCAAAGUAAUGGAAGAACUAAUCAAGAAAACUCAUCAGGGCUUAGUCCUACUCCAUCCAGACCAGGUAAUGGCACUGUUGACGGUGGGCUUGAGUUACCUUCAUCAGAGGGUGGAGAUUCUACAAGACCUGUUAUAUCCUCAAAUGGAGCAAUCGGAGAAGGCACCAAAGGUCUCAGAUAUCUUGAAGAGUCUGCUAGACACUUCAAGAUUGAAAGAGAGGAAGGUGAAAUAUCUCCAAACGGAGAUUUUGAGGAGGAUAAUUUUGCAAAUUACAGAGAAGCUGGUUUGGGGGCUGUCCCAAAACCAAAGGAUGGUGUUGUUGGCAGGCAAUAUCAAGCCAGACAUGCGGAAGAAGAAAUAUGCGGUGGAGAGACUGGGGGAGAAAAUGAUGCUGAUGCUGACGAUGAAGGUGAGGAAAGCGCUCAGAGGUCAUCAGAGGAUAGUGAAAAUGCUUCCGAGAAUGGUGAUGUUUCUGGUAGUGAGUCUGGUGAUGGAGAGGAAUGUUCUCGUGAAGAGCGUGAGGAAGACGGGGACAAUGAUGAGCAUGAUACCAAGGCAGAGAGUGAAGGUGAAGCUGAAGGGAUGGCUGAUGCCCAUGAUGUUGAAGGAGACGGAAUAUCUUUACCACUUUCAGAACGUUUUCUCCUGACUGUGAAGCCUCUUGCAAAGCAUGUUCCUCCAGCUUUACAUGACAAGGAGAAGGACUCUAGGGUUUUCUAUGGAAAUGAUUCGUUCUAUGUGCUUUUUAGGCUUCACCAAACAUUAUAUGAGAGAAUACAAUCGGCAAAGACUAAUUCAUCAUCUGCUGAGAGGAAGUGGCGGGCUUCAAAUGAUAUGAGCCCUUCAGAUUCUUAUGCUAGAUUCAUGAAUGCACUUUACAAUUUGCUUGACGGUUCUUCUGACAAUACAAAAUUUGAGGAUGAUUGUCGAGCCAUCAUUGGGACACAAUCAUAUGUUCUAUUCACAUUAGACAAGCUGAUCUACAAGCUUGUGAAACAGCUCCAAACAGUUGCCAGUGAUGAGAUGGACAAUAAACUCGUCCAACUUUAUGCAUUUGAAAAAUCAAGAAAGCCAGGAAGAUUUGUAGAUGUGGUUUAUCAUGAAAUGCUCGUGUUCUUCUUCAUGAUGAGAACAUUUAUCGCAUUGAAUUCAUCCUUACCAACCCGGGUGUCUAUUCAGCUUAUGGAUUUUGGGCAUGAUAAGCCUGAAAUGACUGCUGUUUCCAUGGACCCUAAUUUUUCUGCUUAUCUGCACAAUGAAUUCCUCUCAGUUCUUCCUGACAAAAAAGAGAAGUCUGGGAUCUUCUUGAAGAGGAACAAAUGUGCGUAUGGUAGUAGUGAUGAAUUGUCUGCUAUCUGUGAGGCCAUGGAAGGACUUAAAGUCACCAAUGGUUUGGAGUGUAAGAUAGCUUGCCAUUCAUCCAAGGUCUCAUACGUUUUAGAUACAGAAGACUUCCUGUUUCGGACAAAAAGGAAAAGGAAAACUUUGCAUCGGGACAGUUCAUGCCAAAAGCUGGCCAGGUCUUCCAAUGGUUCAAGUAGAGUAGAGCGGUUUCACCGGUUGUUUUCUGGCUCAUGA